CAGUGCAUUAAUAAUAAUCUUUACAUAGUUAAUUAAUAAUGUUUUAUUACCGAAAAUUUUAGUGAAAUCUUUUGCGCAUUCAAAGUGAAAUCAUAGAAUCAUUUAACAUGGAUUCUCUAAAGUUAGAGCCUUGUAUAACAUUGCCUUUAGAUGAUAAAACUCUUAUAGAAAUUAUUGACAAAGCUAAAGAUUGGGCUAUAAUGCAUGGAGCUUCUAUGAGAUCUAAACUACAAUUCUCUAAAGAUACCAUUCAGUUUGCUCCGUUUGUGCUAACACCUUCUACAUUCCCGAGAGCUGAAUUUGAAAAGGCAGUACAGCUUCAACCCAUACUAAACGAACUUAUACAUCGGGCUGCACAUGAUCAUGAAUUUCUAUCGCAAUCUCUAGUUACUACUUUUGAUGGAGAUCCAUUUACUGCCAGGCUUUUCCAACUUUAUGAGGAAGUUAGAAGUGAGGGUGUAGCUCAGCGUAUAUCACUGGGCUUGCUCCGUUGUGAUCUUAUGCUGGAAUCACUUUGCUGUGGAAAGUCUGAGACUUCACGUCCUUACUGCUGCUGGAAGCAAGUAGAGAUCAACACUAUUGCAUCAGGUUUUGGUCAUCUAGGGCCCGCCUCCGCAGUGUUGCAGAGAUAUGUGCUCGAGGAACUUGGACAUGGAGAUAAAACAAAGAAUCUUCCUGCGAAUCAUGCUUUAUCAGGUUUGUGUAAUGCAAUGCUUGAAGCUUGGAAAAUAGCUGAAGAUGAAAAUGCUGCUAUUUUGUUCAUUGUUGAAGAUGUAUCUUACAAUAUAUGUGAUCAAAGGUUUCACGAAUUUGAAAUAAGAAGAUUGAAUCCAAAUGUAAGAGUCAUUAGGAAAACUCUCACAGAAGUUUACAAUGAAGGAAAAUUGGGAAGCAAUAAAGAAUUACUAAUUGGUAGUACAAGAGUUAGUGUUGUUUAUUUCCGCGCUGGAUAUGAGCCAGCUCAUUAUCCAACCGAAAAUGAAUGGUCUGCACGAAGUAUGAUUGAAAAAUCUAGAGCUAUUAAGUGUCCAUCCGUUCAAUAUCACUUAGCUGGUACUAAGAAAGUGCAGCAAUCUCUGGCAAAACCUGGCAUUCUAGAUAGAUUUUUAAAUGAUCCUAAUAAGGUAAAAGCUGUGAGUGAGAUUUUUACUGGUCUGUACUCUUUAGAUCUGGAUAAAUUUGGAGAUGAAGCAUAUAAAAUGGCAUUAGCUGAACCUGAACGAUUUGUAUUAAAACCUCAAAGAGAGGGUGGAGGUAACAAUAUUUAUGGAUCUAAAAUAAGAGAUGCUCUCAUGAACAUGGGAAAAACUCCAGAACGAGCAGCUUGGAUUCUCAUGGAACGAAUCACGCCCCCAUUAUCCGAAGGUUAUAUUAUACGACCUGGUGAUCGUGUCCCUCCGCCCCUUGUUAGUCUAAUUAGUGAACUUGGUAUUUUUGGAGCAAUCUUAGGAGAUUCGGAAAAUAUUAUUUAUAACAAACAAGUAGGCCAUAUGUUACGUACUAAAUUAUCUACUGCAGAUGAGGGUGGUGUGGCUGCUGGUUUGGGCGCACUCGACAGCCCUUAUCUUAUAGAUAUCUGAUACAUAAUAUAGAUAAUAAAUGAUAUUUUUGCGGCAUUUAUUGUGGUAAUAAUGUUU
Molecule: messenger RNA, 1637 nt
Organism: Ctenocephalides felis (cat flea)
Lineage: Eukaryota; Metazoa; Arthropoda; Insecta; Siphonaptera; Pulicidae
Product: glutathione synthetase-like
Exons: 10
Coding region: 108-1580 (490 amino acids)
Biological process (GO): glutathione biosynthetic process
Cellular component (GO): cytosol
Molecular function (GO): ATP binding; glutathione synthase activity; glutathione binding
Source: RefSeq, a predicted model, not a curated record